UCUCUCUCUCUCUCUCUCUCUCUCUGAGUUCUCCAUCGUGAGCAUGUUACCGGCUGUGUUUGUGGUGUGUUGUGUCGCGGUUCUGCUGGGCAGCGGGCAAACUCAGGCUCAGGCUCAGGCUCAGGCACACGCUCAGGCACACGCUCAGGCACAUGUUCAGGCUCAGGCUCAGGCUCAGGCUCAUGCCCGGGCCGGAUCCGCGCCGUCGGCGGGCCAAACCCCUGGCCAGGACUCGUCCUCCAACCCCUGGCGUCAGAUGAUCCAGUGGGAGAACAACGGUCGCGUCUUCAGCCUGCUCAACAGCGGCGCCGAGUACGUGCCGGCACGCACGCCCGAGCACGAUGGCAGCCACCGGCCCCCUCCUGGCGGGACCCAGCGCCCGCCCGGACCCGGCCCGCAGGGCGGCAACGCCCGUCGGCCAGGGCGCCCCAAGAGCGGCACCGAGACCGUCCGGGGCCAGGCGCGCCACCCGUUUGGGUUCGGACAAGUGCCUGACAACUGGCGCCAGGGCGUAGCGGUGGGCGCCGGCGCGGGCACCGGCACCCGUUUCAGGCCCUCCUCAGGCUCUUCCUCCUCCUCUUCCUCCUCCUCCUCCUCCUCAUUCUCACAGCCGUCCUUCGGCGGGCCCCCGUUCCCAGCCUACCCGUUCCCAGCUCAGCAGCCUCCCUCCUACCCGCUGCCCUACGACCCCAGCAUGGGCGAGCGCAGCUUUGAGCCACCCUUCCAGCGCCCGGGCACGGGCUACCCCGUGGGCACCGGCGCCGCCGGCUUCCCCCCCAGUGGCGGAGCAGGAGGAGGAGGGGGCAGCUACAGCUACAGCUACGCCGGCGGCAUGGUGCCCGUCCCGCCGCGGGCAUCGCUGGACUUUACCGACGACGGCACCGGGUACCGCUACUACUACGCGCAGUCGUACCCGGCCGCCCCCGCUGUGCCAGCUGUGCCAGCUGUGCCCGCCCAGCCGGCCCAGCCGCCCUUCAGCGACAUCCUGGACAGACGCUACACGCACAGCCUCUACAACGAGGACUCUGCUCCGCCAGUGCCCGCAGCCGAUGCCAACCAGGGGCCAGGCGUGGUGCCCGGUCAGCCGCCCGUGAGGAGCCCUCAGUACGAGCAGUUCCCACCUUUCGGCCAGCCGCAGCCCCCCUACAUCAACCCCGUGCCCCCGGUACCCGUCGCCCGAAACCCGCUGGUGUCCAACUCGGCCGACGCCAACCCCAACGUCAACGUGGGCAGUGUGUACAGGCCGGAGCAGAGAGGGCUGCCGGACCUGGUGCCGGACCCAAACUACGUGCAGGCGUCCACCUAUGUCCAGCGCGCACACAUGUACUCCCUCCGCUGUGCUGCCGAGGAGAAGUGCCUGUCCAGCACAGCGUACGGCACCGAGACGUCCGACUAUGACGUCUUGGCGUCCUUCUGCCCGUUCCCGGGUGAAGAAGAACAAGGCACGGCCGACUUCAUGCCCAACCGCCCACGUCACACCUGGGAGUGGCACAGCUGCCACCAGCACUACCACAGUAUGGACGAGUUUAGCCACUAUGACCUGCUGGAGGUCAGCACAGGGCGUAAGGUUGCGGAGGGUCACAAGGCCAGCUUCUGUCUGGAGGACACUACCUGCGACUUCGGACAUCUGAAGCGUUACGCGUGCACCUCCCAUACACAGGGUUUGAGUCCCGGUUGCUAUGAUACAUACAAUGCAGAUAUUGACUGCCAGUGGAUUGAUAUUACCGAAGUUCAGCCAGGAAACUACAUCCUAAAGCUUCAGGUGAAUCCCAAGUACUUGGUGCUAGAGUCGGACUUCACCAAUAACGUGGUCAGGUGUAACAUCCACUACACUGGGCGCUUCGUCACCACAAACAACUGCAAGAUCGCCCAGUCCUGAUUGGUCAAAAGAGGCAGCCAAUGAGCAGCCAGUGUUCUUAUGGGAGAAUGCUGUUCCAUCAAAAUGUGAAUGGAAUUCUGUUUUUUUUUUUUUUUCAAAUCUGUUUAUUCUCCAUCGAUGUCCUCAUUGUGUUUCUCUUGUUGUUUUUGUUUUUAUUUUUGUUUAUGAAUGUGUUGUUAUAAAUUCAUGAGCCCUACUGUGAACUUGGGCUCUGCUGGCACUGAGGAGACACUACAGUUAUUCAAACAAAUGCAUGCACGCACGCACACACACACACACACACACACACACACACAC
Molecule: messenger RNA, 2176 nt
Organism: Alosa alosa (allis shad)
Lineage: Eukaryota; Metazoa; Chordata; Actinopteri; Clupeiformes; Clupeidae
Gene: loxl1
Product: lysyl oxidase-like 1
Biological process (GO): peptidyl-lysine oxidation
Molecular function (GO): protein-lysine 6-oxidase activity; copper ion binding
Source: RefSeq, a predicted model, not a curated record